Racocetra fulgida is the source of this 2694-nucleotide messenger RNA. NCBI's taxonomy places the organism in Eukaryota, Fungi, Glomeromycota, Glomeromycetes, Diversisporales, Gigasporaceae. The record is from the annotation of a GenBank genome assembly.
AUGAACACCAAAGAUAAAAAAACCUUUAAGAGGGGCCGUAAGUCCCCCAGAAAUACCGUCAAACCUGUCGAGAAGGCUUCUCAAGUACAAAAAACCCCUGGAAAUGAGGUGGUUACGGACGAAAUCGCGGACCGCGGUCCUAACAAACGUAAAGUUAAAAUGAGGGCCAUAGCCGAAGAUCUUUUUGACGAGGCUGACCCUGGUGACUCCGAUUAUAAAUUCGUCAACGAAGAUAGCAGUGGCCAAGACGAUGUUAAUACCGAUACCGAUGAUACUGUUGUUAGUGAUAGACACUUCGGUGCCACCAUUAAUGAACCUACCGAAAUUUCUGAGGCCGACUUUGUCGACAUAGAUAACGAGCCUACACCCGAAGAAAAUAAUGAAGAAAAAAUUAGAGAAUUUUUGAAAAAAUGGGAUGGUGAUAAGGCUGGGACUUGGGUUCACCUCGUAUGUGCUCUCUGGAUGCCUGGCAUGUGGAUUGGGAAAACAGCAGAAAUGAGCGAGAUUACAAUAGAAAUAAUUGAUCAAAAAAAUUGGAACAAGCACGGCUCUCAUGGACCACCAAGACUCAAUGAAUGGGAAAGGUGGUACCGAAAACGAGAUAAAUUUCUUGAGCAAGUGAGAAAGGAAGAAAGCACUGCACGAUUAAAGCGUAUUAAAUCAUAUCCUGACAGUGGCACUGGUCUUCUUGAAAUAUUUGAAGACAGGUAUGCCAAAUACCGUGGACGAAGAGAACAACGUAUAGCUAGAUGUAGAAGAAAGAUAGCUCAAAUGAAUUCUCAAAUUCAAGGACUCGGAGAGCAAAAGGAUAAAUAUGAAAAUCAAACUAAAGACUAUGCGAAUAAGAUAACAAAUUUAAAAAAAGAAAAUGCUGCUAUUGAAAAAUAUUUGGAACAAGUAAAUGAAAGUUUACUUAUUUUAUCGAAAUCAAUGAUAAAUCUUCCAAAUAAUCCGGCGCUUAAUGCCGCUCAGAGUAGUUCAAAGGUUUGUCCUUCAGUUAUCGAUAAUUCUGCAGUUAAUUCUAUAUUGAAAUUUCUUGAAACAACGCCUGAAGUGCAGUGGACAGAUCAAUCAAAAGAUAUUGCGCAAAAAAUCCAGAUUAACAAACUUGAUACUAGUUGUGUAACCUCUUUAGGCAUUAAAUCGAUACAACAAAUAGUAUCACAGAGGGAAAAGGAGCAAAAAGUUAAAAAGACUAAGAAGGGAAAAAGACGAAGUACUACUAGUAGAAAUUCGACAUCCGGAUCUUCUAAAAAAAAGGAUAAAAAACCUGCUGAUACUCGAUCUGACAAUACUGCUACUAGAAGCGUACAAGAUGUUCCUAGUCCCACAGCAAAGAAAAAACAAAGAGGACGUCCUGCUAAGAGCAAAAUUAAUGACUCUAAGAAAAAAAGUAAAGCUUCUAACAAUGAUCCAGAGAAUACUGAUUCAGUAAAUAGUAAUAAUAAUAUUACUGGUUUUGAUUCAAUGCAAGGUGUCCAAGAUACCAGUUUUGUCGAUAUAAUCGAUGCAGUUGGAGAUAGACAGACAAAUGGUGACACUUCUCUUAAAAGUGAAACUUUUGCUAGCAGUAUUUUUACUAGUCCCGCUUCGAACAUUUAUACAAAUGGCGUAGAUGUUGGAAAAUUUCCAUUUAAUGUUAACAAAAUUACAAGCAUUGCUACUCUCCUAAAUCCAGUAGAAAACAUCAUGUCUACCGAGAAUAGCAGCAAUCUUAAUAUAGUUGAUAACAAUCAGAACAUUAUCUUUGGUACAAAUAAUCUUGCCAAUAGAUUAGCCAAAUGUGCAGAUGGAUUUGCCACCAAUAAUGCAGGCGUCAAUGUCAAUACGAUCAAUGAUCUGUUUAACUCCAAUAGGAUCGGAAAUAUUGGUGGAUCAUCAAUAAACGGCAGUUUCAUUAAUUCUACACCUGCAAUGUUUGCUAAUGGCCAACUUAGCGUUAAUUCAGUACGAAAUGGUGGCAAUCUUGCUAAUUCUAUUGCUACUUCCUUUGUUAAUGGAGCUAUCGCUGGUCCUUCUACUGGUGGUAGUGGUAUAGGGCAAUAUCCACAAAUGAAAGGAAUAUUGAAUCCUCUUCAUGUGACAUCAGUUCCUGGAGGGUUUGCUACUUCACCCACAAAUGAUACUGUCGCUAAAAUUUCAUAUCUUACAUCUAGUAUUGUACCUUCCACUGUUCCGCUAUUUACGGCUACUCCUACACCUGCUGGUUUUUUCACCACUACACCUGUUACUCACGAAGCUUCACCAUCGAAAAGACGAAAAGUAGAAGAAGAAAAUAAUCAAGAAACUCAACUAGAUGGAGAAAAACGUCGAAAAACUUCAAAAGGAAAGCGGCCAUCUAAAAAAGCUUCAGAACAAUCAGAAGAAACUGUUACUGAAGAUGUGCCGGAACGCCCACAAAUUCCUCAACCCAUUUGUGCGGUUUGCAAUCUUGUGCCUCCGCCUUCAACUGACCAACCAUCUGCAACUUAUAUUACUCCUACUAAAGCAAGAAAUUCAAUGUUGUUAAAAGGAAGGGAUAAAGUCCAUCGUUAUGUCUGGAGAUGUGAAGACUGCGAUCCUGGUAGCGAUGCCUCUGAUGACAGUUCUCCAGAAAAUGAUCGUCCGCCAAGUCCUAGGGUACCUGCGGAGACCAACGAAGAUCAGGGUGAUGGCUCUUCACAAUCUACGGAAAAGGGUAAAUCGAAAAAAGAC